UGAAUUUGGCUAUAAAACGGGCAUGAUUCGAGUUUUUUAUUCUUUGAUUUGGAUCAUCAUCAUCAUUCCUUUUUGAAUCAAAAUUUGAAUAUUUUUUUCAGUAAUAAAAAAAAUAAUGUCAAACAUUUCACAACAAGCUACAAAUGAACGAUCACUUCGUUCGGUUUUCGUUGGUAACAUUCCAUACGAUGCAAGUGAAGAAAAACUAAAGGAAAUCUUUUCUGAAGUUGGUCCGGUAAUUAGUUUUAAAUUAGUCUAUGAUCGUGAAUCGGGUAAACCAAAAGGAUAUGGUUUUUGUGAAUAUCGUGAUCAAGAAACUGCAUUAUCGGCUAUGCGAAAUCUAAAUUCCUAUGAAUUAAAUGGCCGUAAUCUUCGUGUGGAUACGGCCACAAAUGAACGUUUUAAAGAAGAGAUAAAAAAUCUACAAAUGUCAUUAUCGGGAUCAACAUUUGAAUCACCAUAUGGACAAGAAGUUGAACCGGAUAAAGCACCCGAACAAAUAGCAAAAGUGGUCAGUUCAUUACCACCGGAACAAAUGUUUGAAAUUGCUAAACAAAUGAGACAUUGUGUUCUUACAAAUCCAAAUGAAGCACGAAAUAUGCUUCUACAGAAUCCACAAUUAGCUUAUGCAUUACUUCAGCUAUUAGUUGUAAUGCGUGCUAUCGAUGUUCAAACCGCUUCAUCUAUUCUAUACAAACCAAAUCCACCACCGAUACCAAUUCAACCGGCGGCAAAUAUUCAACCGGGAAUGCCACCAGCUGCACAUAUGGCUAUGCCAAUGUCGCAACAACCAUCAAUGUUACAUCCAAGUAUUUUUGAUCCAAGUAUUGUAGCUAAUGUACAACAACCACAAUCGAUGGCUCAAAAUCCAUUUGAUCCACGAUUAGAUCCACGUCUUCGACAGCAACAACAACAACAAGUUCAACCACCUACCGAAGCAUUUGAUCCACGAAUUGUUCAACAGCCAACACAAACUGUGGCUGCUUCAGUUCAACCUCCAUUGGAUCCACGAUUACGUGUACAAAUGCCUACAGCAACAGCCGCUACUGUUAAUCCUGUAGCGGCACAAAAUUCUCGUGGACCACCAUCUGGUCCGAUAAGACCUACAGCAGGCGUCAUAUUCAAUCAACAGUCUCAACAUUCAUCAGCUGCAACAGCUCAAGUUCCAACAUCAAAUCAACCACAAGCAUCAUCAUCAUCAUCUACAUCAUCAUCAACAUCAUCAUCGACAAUACAAACAGCUAAUCAAUCAGAACAGGAAAAAGCACAAUUAAUUAUGCAAGUUUUAUCAUUAUCUGAUCAACAGAUAAAUAUGCUGCCAGCUGAUCAACGACAAUCGAUAUUAAUGUUACGACAACAAUUACAGCAACAAAAUAAAUGAAAAUGAUCAAAAUUUAUCAAUCACUUUACACAUCAUAAUCGAUAAUAG
This is a messenger RNA of Dermatophagoides pteronyssinus (European house dust mite), 1429 nucleotides long. It is a transcript of the gene CstF64, whose product is annotated as cleavage stimulation factor subunit 2 CstF64. Gene Ontology annotation, molecular function: mRNA binding. Gene Ontology annotation, biological process: mRNA 3'-end processing. Gene Ontology annotation, cellular component: mRNA cleavage and polyadenylation specificity factor complex. Lineage: Eukaryota; Metazoa; Arthropoda; Arachnida; Sarcoptiformes; Pyroglyphidae. The record is from RefSeq and is a predicted model, not a curated record.